UCAAGGGGCGGUGGCCCCAUGGCUUCUCCAAUCACCGCCCAGCCAGGGGUUGGGGGCGUGGACGAGACCUGGAAAAGUUAAAGCCGAUUCCGAAGGCGGAGCGGGCGGGGGAACCUAAGGACCCCGCCUUGCCGGGAAUCCUGCUCGCAGUCUCCGCAGCGGGGUGUUGGAUGCGUCGGGGCUGAGAGCCCGGGAGCCCCAGGGACCGAUCCGGACCUAGCCCGCCCGCCAGGCCAUGGCGCCCUCUGGACUCCUAGUCACCGGCGCCUCCUUCGCCGCCUUCCGGGGGCUGCACUGGGGGCUGCAGCUGCUGCCCACGCCGGAAUCUGCCGCCCAGAACCGUUGGAAGUGGCGGAACAUUUGUGUCUCCCUGGUGCACAGCCUGCUUACGGGGGCCGGGGCGCUGCUCGGGCUGUCGCUGUACCCUCAGAUGGCCGCCGACCCGAUUCAUGGCCACCCUCCCUGGGCUUUGCUGCUGGUGGCUGUCUCUGUGGGUUAUUUCCUGGCAGAUGGAACUGAUUUGUUGUGGAACCAGACCUUGGGCCAGGCCUGGGAUCUUCUUUGUCACCAUGCGGUGGUCGUGAGCUGCCUCAGCACCGCCGUUCUGUCUGGCCACUACGUGGGCUUCUCUGUGGUGUCUCUGCUUCUGGAGCUCAACUCCACCUGCCUGCACCUACGCCAGCUGCUGCUGCUCUCUCGCCAGGCUCCAUCCCUGGCCUUCAGCGUGACCAGCUGGGCCACCCUGGCCACCUUGGCCCUCUUCCGCCUGGUGCCACUGGGAUGGAUGAGCCUGUGGCUGUUCCAGCAAUGCCACCAGAUCCCUCUUGCUCUGGUCAUCCUUGGUGGAACUGGACUGGCCAUUGUGGGUGUCAUGAGCAUCAAUUUGGGCAUCCACAUUUUGGUCAGUGAUGUUUUGCGAUCUCGGCCCUGCCCACCCACCCUUGGAAACAAGGAAACCAGGGGCACUAGGACAGAUUGUGAUGGUGAGUCCAUCAUCAGGGAUGAUUCCACUCUCAGGCUGAGAGACUGAGCCUCAGGCUCCUCCUCUGCCAGGCCUGGGGGAGGGAAGACCAAGACCAGGAGAUGCUGGUUUUCAAUGCACUAUCCCCCAGGGACAAGGCCUGGACUUGGUUUUCAGUAUCUCAGUUCCUCUUCCAGCUAACUCCUGCAUUCCUAGGAUCUGAGGAGAAAUGCUAAUAUUCAUGAAUGGGUGGGAACCUGGGCUACUGUUCACUGAAUCCCAUCAUCAGAUUACUGCCCUUUUCAGGAAACUAAUUCCAGAGGUACAGCCUGUGCUACCAAUAAAGGGUAGUGGGAGGCAUGAAGCUGGAAGAAACUGCCAUGGGAACAGAGACUCUGCUAUAGCACAGGAACAGAUGAGUAAAGUGGAAGUCCUUCUAGGAUCAGAAAGAGAUCUGGUCAGAAGGGGUGAAGAUCAGAGAGAAGAGAGACCUCAUCCAUGACCAAAUUAUGGCAGAGGGAGGAGGGUUCAACAGGUGCUGUGUAACCAGUAGGGAUGGACAUAACAGUUGCUAAGAGACAAGAAACGGGUGAUGUUUCUGGUUCUCAAAACCAUAUCAUUCUGUUUGGAUUUCAACCUAGUCCUACUGUGUCGAGCAUCCUCCUUUUACCUUUUUUUAGUGUCUUUGGACCUUUUUUAAAAAAUGCAGAUUCUUAGAGGAAUUCUGAGAUUCAUUAGAGGAAUGAACACCUGGUUAGGUCUGUCUUCUCCAAACUGUACUAAAGUCUAGAGCCAUAGCAGGAACUCAACCACCCAUUCUGGGUGCCCCGUGUAGGGUCUUCCCAAGCUUGGGCUUUCAUGGGAGAAUGAGGUCAGAGGCAGAAGCAAAUGAGGUGAGGCUUCCACUUGGAUGCAGUAGCAUUAAAGAAUAUCUGACUCUCUUCUGGAAUUAAUUUGAAAGCUCUGCUUUCUCCUCUGCUGCUUCUACUUCAUUUUCUUUUUUUUUUUCUACUGCACAAGACACCUCCCUUCUGCAGGCAGAACAUCCAGGUUGUAUGAAGUGUGAGCAGAUGAAAGUUGCAAUUCCACUAAACAAUGGGAAAGAAAUAGAUAACCCUUAAUUAUCCACAGAAAAGGUACAGGAGACAAAAGCAAGAGAAAGAUAAAAGCAAAAAGCUGAGCUAGAGAGAGACAAAGGGAAUGAAAGAAACAGACAUAUGCAGAUGGAAAGACAGAUAGGAAAAGAUUUGUUGCAUAGAAGAGGCAGAGACGUAGAGAGAUGGAGGGCAAGACACAAUCGUUGGCAGAAAUUUCAAGAAAGUCUGUUAUAGAUGCUGAGAAGAACCAAAAUCAUAGAAUUGGUUAAAUGGUCAUAAGAAAAAAAAAAAAAAACAAGCAAAAUAGAAAUAAAGGCUGAUGGGAACGGA
Molecule: messenger RNA, 2388 nt
Organism: Capra hircus (goat)
Lineage: Eukaryota; Metazoa; Chordata; Mammalia; Artiodactyla; Bovidae
Gene: TLCD2
Product: TLC domain containing 2
Exons: 4
Coding region: 236-1030 (264 amino acids)
Biological process (GO): membrane assembly; phospholipid homeostasis; regulation of membrane lipid distribution
Cellular component (GO): plasma membrane
Source: RefSeq, a predicted model, not a curated record